This is a messenger RNA of Nerophis lumbriciformis (worm pipefish), 1071 nucleotides long. Its product is annotated as low choriolytic enzyme-like. Gene Ontology annotation, biological process: proteolysis. Gene Ontology annotation, molecular function: metalloendopeptidase activity; zinc ion binding. Lineage: Eukaryota; Metazoa; Chordata; Actinopteri; Syngnathiformes; Syngnathidae. The record is from RefSeq and is a predicted model, not a curated record.
AUUCUACCUGCUUCCUACUUGAUCUUUCAUUUGAUUUAUCGCUUCCUGUUAUCAUUCAUCAAAAACUGGCGAGUAGGAAAGGCCCUGUGGGUGUCGGAGGGUAACUCCCGUCCACUCAGGAUAUCCCCUGGGUGGUGACACACCUUGACCACCUGCAUAUAAAGCAGAUGCUGACUGGACUUAAGCAUCGUUCGCGGUAACAAGGUGAAACAAACUCACAACCGCAAUGCAUCUCAAGAGUCUCGCUUUCGUUCUUCUGCUGAAGCUCAUCACUUUUAGCGAUGCGCUGCCAGACGAGAAGCAGGAAGUCGAUAACGGGGACCUCCACGACAAGGACGACAGCACAGACACCAUCCUCAAGAUGAACAGAGGCUGUUCUGAGAUCCUGUUAGAGGGAGACUUGCUGCUUCCGAGAACGAGGACCGCCAUGAAGUGCUACACCGAAACGUCCAGCUGCCUGUGGCGUAAAUCUAACAACGGCAACGUUGAGAUCCCGUUUGUCAUAUCUGACAACUACGACGCUGGCGAGAAGGACACUAUUGUCACGUCCUUGAAGUCGAUAGAGGCCAAAACCUGCAUCCGCUUCAUUCCACGAACCAAGCAGCGUGAUUACAUAAGCUACGAGCCCAGAUACGGGUGCUCCUCAAUGAUGGGCCGCAUGGGAGAUAAGCAGGUGGUGGCCCUGCAGCGGUUUGGCUGCGUCCAACACGGCAUCAUCUUGCACGAGACCAUGCACGCCAUGGGCUUCUACCACGAGCACACUCGCACAGACCGAGACAGCCACGUGCGCAUCAACUGGAACAAUAUCGAGUCGUUUAACGCAUACAACUUCCAAAAGCAAGACACCAACAACCUCAACAUCCCGUAUGACUACAAAUCUUUGAUGCACUAUGGAAGAAACGCCUUCGGUAUAAAAGACACAGACACCAUCACCCCCAUUCCCGACGCCUCUGUGGAAAUAGGUCAGCGGAAAAGCCUCUCAGACUACGACAUUCUCAGAAUCAACAGAUUGUACAAGUGCAGGAAUUAAAAUGUUCUAAAAAGUCUUCUGAGAGUCUCAAUAAAAGCAAU